AUGCCGUCGCCUCCGCGCCUCUACACGCAGCAGCCGUCGGAGGAUGCGCUGCCCGAGUCCUCACGCGUUGCAGCGCAGAUGACUUACCGCUCAGCUGGCCUCGGAAUUUACGCUGUUGUCGUUCGCUACUCGACGGUGCCGCUCGAGAAGAUUGCAAUGGUGAUGAACUCGUCGCAGGUCUCCGGAUCGGGCCAGCUCGGCCAGGCUUUCCGGAUCGUCUUCAAGGAGGGGCUUGCGACGCCAUUCCGGACGGUGGGACGCGCCUCCAUUGCUGCCUGGUUCUUCCAGUACUCGGUGAUGGGCUUCAUCUUUCAGACCUGCGACCGCGCCCUCUCCUCUGCAAUGGGUGUCCCGCGAGUGGUGUAUGGGGAGGAGCUGAUGCAGCCGCCAAAGGCGGAGGCGGCGGCGGUAGCGCUCAGUGUGUCAGAGCAGGCGAGGGUGGCUGCCAAGGCGGUGCUGGCCCCCGCGCUCGCCGGUACCAUAGAGUCCGUCGUCGCCAACCGCGCCGAGGCGCAGCGUUUCCACGGCUUGCCCAAACUGGCUGCCAUCGAGACCAAGCUCGGCUGGGGUCCGAUCGCGCGCGCUUGCGGCCCCGGCUUCGUCGCCAACGCCUCGCGAAACUUCGUCAUGUCGGCCACCUCGUUCGUCCUCACUCCCACGCUCUACCAGCGCUACUUCCCGCAAGAGCGCAAAAGCCAGGCGUCGCUCUUCUGGUUCGGCCUCGGCGCGACGCUCUCAUCUCAGCAGCAAGCGAUCCUCGCAAUCUUGGCCACACCAGCUUGUACCUCGGCUCUAGGGACAAACAUCUUCUUCGGCAACGUGAUCGCAAUCACGCAGCAGGCGCUGUGGGGCCGCGCACUCGAUUACGGAGCUGUCAACGGCGGGACGAGCGGCAGGAGCAUCAACUAUGGCGCCGUGCUGAGGGAGGGCCUCAAGGCGGAGGGCGUCGGCGCCUUCCUCACGAUGCCAAAGUGGUUUGCGCGCGUGCUGAUGAACGCACCCAUUCAGGGCACGGUCCCGUGGUUCUACAACGAGGUCAUCUAG
Messenger RNA from Emiliania huxleyi CCMP1516, 1044 nucleotides. RefSeq lists its product as hypothetical. The coding region runs from base 1 to 1044 and encodes 347 amino acids. The transcript is spliced from 4 exons. The record is from RefSeq and is a predicted model, not a curated record. Lineage: Eukaryota; Haptophyta; Isochrysidales; Noelaerhabdaceae.